AGUCUCGCGGUACUCGCAACCUGGUGGAGGGCCUAUUCAAGUAGGUGUGCUUCAUGGCGGUGACGGAGAUUGCGACUUUUUUGAAUUGUUAAGGCUUCCCAUUCACUCUUCCCCCUGGGUUAUCCUGCCUCUGAGGUCCCAGCGUUUAGCAGGUUGUAGGGAGGGACAGCUCUGAUGAUGGAGAAUGGACAGGGCACAGGCGCGAAGCUUGGCCUGCCGCCUCUCACCCCAGAGCAGCAGGAGGCACUACAAAGGGCAAAGAAGUAUGCGAUGGAGCAGAGCAUUAAGAGUGCCUUAGUGAAGCAGACCAUUGCUCAUCAGCAACAACAGCUUACCAACUUACAGAUGGCAGCAGUGACAAUGGGCUUUGGAGAUCCUCUCUCACCUUUACAAUCGGUGGCGGCUCAGCGGCAGCGUGCUCUAGCCAUCAUGUGCCGGGUGUAUGUGGGCUCCAUAUACUAUGAGCUCGGGGAGGACACCAUCAGACAGGCCUUUGCCCCUUUCGGCCCCAUCAAGAGCAUUGACAUGUCAUGGGACUCAGUUACAAUGAAGCACAAGGGCUUUGCCUUUGUGGAGUAUGAGAUCCCGGAGGCUGCACAGCUGGCUCUGGAGCAGAUGAACUCGGUCAUGCUCGGGGGCAGGAACAUCAAGGUGGGGCGGCCAGGUAACAUUGGUCAGGCGCAACCCAUCAUCGACCAGCUGGCAGAGGAGGCACGCGCCUACAACCGGAUCUACGUUGCCUCCGUCCACCCCGACCUCUCAGACGAGGACAUCAAGAGCGUCUUUGAGGCCUUCGGGAGGAUCAAGUCCUGCACGUUAGCCAGGGACCCCACCACAGGAAGACACAAGAGCUUUGGCUUCGUCGAGUAUGACAAGCCCCAGUCGUCCCUGGACGCAGUGUCCUCCAUGAACCUGUUUGACCUGGGGGGCCAGUACUUGCGGGUGGGCAAGGCUGUGACCCCUCCCAUGCCCAUGUUGACCCCCACCCAACCUGGUGGCCUGCCCCCCGCUGCAGCCGUGGCUGCUGCAGCAGCCACCGCUAAGAUAACGGCCCAGGCAAGUAUGAUUCCCUUCCAAAGGGAUCUAUUGGCCUUCCAGGAGGCUGUGACCGGGGCGUCCAUCUUGGGGGCGAUGGCUGGGGCAAACCAGAUGGGCCAAAUGGGUUCGAUGGGCCAAAUGGGUUCGAUGGGACAAAUGGGUUCGAUGGGACAAAUGGGCAUCCCUCAGGCAGUCAUGGCUGCCCAGGCCCCCGGAAUGAUCACAGGUGUGACACCAGUGCGUCCAAACCUGCCAGUGCUGCCCCAGGUGGGCCUGGUCAACCCUGUGCUGGCCUCGCCGCCUGUGAUCACCAACCCAGCCCAACCCAACCCCACUCUGCAAGAACUGCAGAAGAAGAAACAGGAGGAGAAGGAGAUGCUGCAGGAUGGGACAGGCCAGGAGAUGUUGAGCGACCAAGAACACAUGAGUAUCUCAGGCAGCAGCGCCAGACACAUGGUCAUGCAGAAACUGCUGAGGAAAUCAGAAUCUACGGUGAUGGUGUUACGGAACAUGGUGGGGCCAGAGGACAUCGAUGACGACCUGGAGGGUGAGGUAACUGAGGAGUGUGGCAAGUUUGGUGCCGUCAACCGAGUCAUCAUCUACCAGGAGAAGCAGGGCGAGGAGGAAGAUGCCGAGAUCAUCGUCAAGAUCUUUGUGGAGUUCUCCAUGGCCUCGGAGAUGAACAAGGCCAUCCAGGCACUCAACGACCGCUGGUUCGGGGGUCGCAAGGUCAUCGCAGAGGUCUACGACCAAGAGCGCUUCAACAGCAGCGACCUCUCCGCAUAAACUGUCUGAAAUGGUCGCCCAACACCCUUCCCAUACCCGUUGCUCAAAUUCACUUCAGCCGCUCUCACUGCUGCUAGAGAUUUGAGACUCUUUUUAACUUGUAUUUUUUUUUAUUGAUGUUAAUAUUAUUAAUGGUCUCUUUUGAGGGAUUGGUUAAGAAAGGAAUGUUUGCACCUCUUGGAUUUAGUCUUUUCACCUACUGUGAAGACUUGAUUUCUUUUUGUAUUAUUUGCAGCUUUUUUGUAAUCAAAGUGAGAAGUUAUGAUUAGGUUUUACCCUCUUAAGUUUGCCAAUGUUUGCUCUUCUAACAUUGUCAGGACUCUUUAAACAUUGUUUUUUAGAGCCAUUGGUUCCAGUUUCCUCACACAAAUAAAUUCUUCAACUAUG
Oncorhynchus gorbuscha (pink salmon) is the source of this 2211-nucleotide messenger RNA. Its product is annotated as poly(U)-binding-splicing factor PUF60-like. Gene Ontology annotation, biological process: mRNA splice site recognition; regulation of alternative mRNA splicing, via spliceosome; alternative mRNA splicing, via spliceosome. Lineage: Eukaryota; Metazoa; Chordata; Actinopteri; Salmoniformes; Salmonidae. The coding region runs from base 175 to 1824 and encodes 549 amino acids. Gene Ontology annotation, cellular component: catalytic step 2 spliceosome; precatalytic spliceosome. Gene Ontology annotation, molecular function: RNA binding. The record is from RefSeq and is a predicted model, not a curated record. The transcript is spliced from 12 exons.